Messenger RNA from Sorex araneus (European shrew), 1928 nucleotides. It is a transcript of the gene HNF4A, whose product is annotated as hepatocyte nuclear factor 4 alpha. Gene Ontology annotation, cellular component: nucleus. NCBI's taxonomy places the organism in Eukaryota, Metazoa, Chordata, Mammalia, Eulipotyphla, Soricidae. Gene Ontology annotation, molecular function: zinc ion binding; nuclear receptor activity; nuclear steroid receptor activity. Gene Ontology annotation, biological process: cell differentiation; anatomical structure development; positive regulation of transcription by RNA polymerase II. The transcript is spliced from 11 exons. The record is from RefSeq and is a predicted model, not a curated record. Bases 1 to 1509 code for a protein of 502 amino acids.
AUGCGUCUCUCCAAAACCCUGGUCGACAUGGACAUGGCUGACUACAGCGCCGCGCUGGACCCGGCCUACACCACCCUGGAGUUCGAGAACGUGCAGGUGCUGGCCAUGGGCAACGACACGUCCCCGGCGGAAGGCGCCAACCUCAGCGCGCCCAACAGCCUGGGCGUCAGCGCCCUGUGCGCCAUCUGCGGCGACCGGGCCACGGGCAAGCACUAUGGCGCCUCCAGCUGCGACGGCUGCAAGGGCUUCUUCCGGAGGAGCGUGCGCAAGAACCACAUGUACUCCUGCAGGUUCAGCCGGCAGUGCGUGGUGGACAAAGACAAGAGGAACCAGUGCCGCUACUGCAGGCUCAAGAAGUGCUUCCGGGCUGGCAUGAAGAAGGAAGCUGUGCAGAACGAGCGGGACCGGAUCAGCACUCGCCGCUCCAGCUACGAGGACAGCAGCCUGCCGUCCAUCAACGCGCUGCUGCAGGCCGAGGUCCUGUCCCAGCAGAUCACCUCCCCCGUCUCCGGGAUCAACGGAGACAUUCGGGCCAAGAAGAUCGCCAGCAUUGCGGACGUGUGCGAGUCCAUGAAGGAGCAGCUGCUGGUGCUGGUCGAGUGGGCCAAGUACAUCCCCGCCUUCUGCGAGCUGCCGCUGGACGACCAGGUGGCCCUGCUCCGAGCCCACGCGGGUGAGCACCUGCUCCUCGGAGCCACAAAGCGAUCCAUGGUGUUCAAGGACGUGCUGCUGCUAGGCAAUGACUUCAUCGUCCCGCGGCACUGCCCAGAGCUAGCAGAGAUGAACCGGGUGUCCAUGCGCAUUCUGGAUGAGCUGGUGCUGCCCUUCCAGGAGCUGCAGAUCGACGACAACGAGUAUGCCUGCCUCAAAGCCAUCAUCUUCUUUGACCCAGACGCCAAGGGCCUGAGCGACCCGGGCAAGAUCAAGCGCCUGCGGUCACAGGUGCAGGUGAGCCUGGAGGACUACAUCAACGACCGGCAGUACGACUCGCGCGGCCGCUUCGGGGAGCUGCUGCUGCUGCUGCCCGCGCUGCAGAGCAUCACCUGGCAGAUGAUCGAGCAGAUCCAGUUCAUCAAGCUCUUCGGCAUGGCCAAGAUCGACAACCUGCUGCAGGAGAUGCUGCUGGGAGGGCUUACUCCUGGCUCCUGUGCUCAGGGAUCACUCCUGGCAGGCUUGGGGGACCAUGUGGGGUGCCAGAGAUCAAACCCAGGGUCCUCCAGUGAGGCACCCCACGCCCACCACCCCCUGCACCCCCAUCUGAUGCAAGAACACAUGGGCACCAACGUCAUUGUGGCCAACACGAUGCCCACUCACCUCAGCAACGGACAGAUGUGUGAGUGGCCCCGACCCAGGGGGCAGGCAGCAGCCACCCCGGAGACCCCGCAGCCCUCCCCGCCUGGCGGCUCGGGGUCCGAGCCCUACAAACUCCUGCCAGGAGCCAUUGCCACCAUCGUCAAGCCGCCCUCUGCCAUCCCCCAGCCCACCGUCACCAAGCAGGAAGUCAUCUAGCACGCCGCCGGGGGGCGGGGGCUCCUACUGGCCCCCCAGCCCCCGCAGAGCACCCCUGGGUGGGUGGUGACCCCAGCGACAGAAGGCGGGACCACAAGAGAAGCCCAGUGCAGCCACGGAAGGAGCGAUGGACCCAUGAACUCGGGCUGAGGCCCACGUCCGUGGCCACCCUCCCCCCUCACUCUGCAGGACUCCGGACAGGCCUCUGCCUCCCCCCACCGUGCCCACCCCCAGAGGGCUGCUGUCUGGCCCCAGCCCCUCUGCCUGGGGCUUCUCUCCUACUGGCACACAAGCUGCGAGUCAGGAGUCACAAGGCCAGAAGGAGGGCCACCUCCAGGGACACCUCGGUUCUCUCCGAGUCCCAGCUGCCUUUCGGCACAAAACUGACCUUCUCUCUCCUCCUCCUCCUCCUCCUCCUC